Molecule: messenger RNA, 978 nt
Organism: Entamoeba invadens IP1
Lineage: Eukaryota; Evosea; Mastigamoebida; Endamoebidae
Exons: 1
Coding region: 1-978 (325 amino acids)
Source: RefSeq, a predicted model, not a curated record
AUGAUAAUCAACACAUGUCCCGUCAAAACGUUGACUGACUUGAAAACAUCAAUUGAUUUAGAUGAUUUACAAACACAAAUACAAAAUGAAUAUGGUACAAAAAUAAUGAUUUAUUUAAUCAAUUUAUCAGACAUCAAGUCUCUUGAAUAUGCCCAAACUGCUUUUAAAAUGAUUAAAGAGACAAAUACAAGAGGAGUCAUUGUAUGUUACCAACUAUAUGGAGAAAACAAUAUAUUUGAUCAAGUUCAACAGUUUCAAAAGGAUUCAAACAGUAAAUUGAAUGUGUUAAUAAAAGGAAUGGAAGAGUAUAACGCAGUGUUAUUAAAUAUAAAAGAUCUAUUUGUAGAAAUUACAAUACCAAAUUAUAGAGAGUGUCCUUGUAGAAAGCCAAUUAUAUUACUUUACGACGAAAAUGGUACAAAAGGAGUAAAGACUAAAACUACCGCGACACUAACUUUAAACACUCAUAAAAUAGAAAUUGGAGAAACUUUUCCUCAAAUUAAAGAAUUUCAAAACCAAGAAAAUAAAAAUGAAAAAAGGUAUAAAUGGGAGUUGGAAUAUUCAAGUAAUGGACGUUUAGCGUGUGACAUUUUUCUAUGUGACAGAAAGUACUCUUAUUUAUUUUGGGAAGGCAGAAUUAAUCAAUAUUUUGAAGGGACUGAUAUUGAAGUUGGAAGUAUUGAAAAUCUAUGUGUGUUACUCAAGCGUCUUGGUCUCAACGAAUAUGAAAUUAAUGAUUUUGUAGUGUAUUGGAUGGGAGAAAUGAAGUGUUUCAAGUCAAUUGGCGUUCGUAUUGUUGGUGAAGAGUAUGAAAAAGAAGUUAAAUUAGCAGUUGAUGGAUUUAGUGCAAUGCGAAGAGUAUUUAUUGGUAUGUUUGAAGCCGAUGGAAUUCAUCUGAAAGGCAUAGAAAGUGUUAAGCAAAUUGAAAGACCAAUUGGAAAGUACAUAAUAGAAUGGGGUGCUUUCAUAAUUCAUUGA